AUGGGUAAUACUAUACACACUCUGCGGCAGUACUUUAUUGCUGACCAAAUAGUGGACAUCGCGCCUCCGCAAACAGUACCAGAAGCCAGCACAUGCUCAGUAGGCGAAGAAUUCGAUCGCUGGGACGAGUGUGCGGUUGAGAGCUCAGCGGUAGUGGACUUUCAUUUUAACGUAUUCGUACGACAGAUGACCAUAUAUGCCAUAGGAAUGUUUGUGCUCUAUGUGGUGGCUCUGGCCAUUGUGAAGUACUUCUUGCUUAAGGGUGGCCGCAGCAGGAACCGUGAUCACAAG
Molecule: messenger RNA, 291 nt
Organism: Sphaeroforma arctica JP610
Lineage: Eukaryota; Ichthyosporea; Ichthyophonida
Exons: 1
Source: RefSeq, a predicted model, not a curated record